AUGCUGCGACUCAUCCCCCCGCUGCUGCUGCUCUGCUGCUGCUGUCUUUGGAUUCUCGUCCUCCCACCAACAGCAGCAGAGGACGCAACAACAGCAGCAGCUGCUGAAACUGCUGCUGUUGCUGCUGCUGCUGCAGCAGAAGGAGGAAGUCGGCGGGGGGAGGGUCACCCGGACGAUCCUGGGGAACGCCCGCAGGAGCGUCUCUCGCUCACUCCCUCCCCAGAUCUACCCUACGGGCCAAAGCGCCUGGGUUGGCAGCAAGCUGCUGCUGCUUUUGCCGAUGCACAAGCUGCUGCUGCUGCUGCUGCCGUCCCCGUGCAGCAUACAACAGACACGCAAGAAGAUGUAAAGGUGCAGAAAGCAGCAGCUGCCGCUCCCUUGGGGGACGACAACCCUGAAGAGGGCAAACGACUUGCUGCUGCUGUCGAUGGUGAUGUUGCUGCUGCUGCUGAUGAGGAUAGGCCUUUGCAGGCUCUACCUAUAGACAAAUUGGUUUUCUUUUUUGAGGAGUUACCUAGUGUAGUGCAUGCAGGGGAGCCGUUGCAUGCGCUGCUGCAUGUAACAGGAAAAGAUGGGGCUUUGCUGCCUUCCUUCGAUGGUUUGCUGCACUUUAGUUUCUUUUCUAUUACACAUAAAAAAGGAGACACCCCACAAAUAAAAGGAGACACUGUAGCUUUUCAAGAAGCAGACAGAUCUUUCCUCACGGGAAGCUCUGUCGUCAGGGCACGCAAAGGCGUUGCUUCUGUGGAGGAAUGGCGCUUUUUAAAGACGGGGGUUUACCAGAUAAAAGCUGCAUGCGAUGGUUGCCUCUCGGCAAUAUCUCGAGAGGUGCAUGUGACCAGUGGUCCAUUGUUCGCGCUGCAGCUGGUGCAGCAGCCUGCUGAAAGCGCUACUGCAGGAAUGCCACUGAAUCCCGCUCCAGUGCUACAGGCAGUCGAUGCAUUUAAUAACAAAAUAUUAGACAUACGAGGGGAAGUCAUUGUGCAGCUGCUGCCAGGCAAAUCAAGCCCCCAAACGCAUGCAGUUGGCCGUCCUCUUGAGGCCCUUAGUCAGCCCUUUAACGUGCUUGCAGCAGCUCCUGCUGCGCUGCACUUCCUGCUGCAGCCCCCCCCAGAAAUCGCAGCAGGCAACCGGUUUCAGGUGUCUGUACAGCUCGUUGAUGCACACGGCAACGCCGUGCCUGACACCCAUACAAUCCACCUUAGCGCUAGAAAGGAGACAGAAGGAGAGACAGAAGGAGAGGAUGCAGCAGCAGCAAGCGUUGAUUUCCUCGCAUCAGCAGCAGCAACUGCAGCAAAAACGCAAAGAGACACUGGCAUAGCCGUCUUUAGCGAACUCGCCUUUCCCCCCUCCAAAGAUCUGAUGUACCUCAAGGCUGCAUGCACGAGCUGCGAAGGGACAGUGAAGGGCCACUCUCUAAGCACCCGCGUCCGUGUCUCCUCAUUAAUAACAAUCGGCGCUUGUGACUUGCUGCUGGAGGGCAGCAGCGACGGCAGCGAUUCCUGCACUGUCUCCGUGUCCCUUGAGGCCCUGCUAUCUAGCAGGGGACCCAGGGCUCCCAUUACCAUUCAUGUGUCUCAUAUGGAACCUAUCUCCCUGUCAGGUGCUGCUGCUGUCGAUAGCUUGCCUCUCCCUCUUAGUGUUGAACCCACAGUGAUAACCUUCAACCCCAAGGAAACAGGUGUCUCCCGAUCCCUGCAGAUCAAAGCGUUGGACGACCCGCACGUGCGGUACAGCACCGACGUCUCCGAUCCAGGCUCGGGUUUGCUACUGCAGCACUACCGCGUGCACUUGCGUGUGGAAUCAGAAGACCCCAUGUGGGGCCCCGAGGCAGUCGAGUGGCUGGAUGAGCCGUUUAUUGAUGUUAGAGUUCUCGAUGACGAUAAAAUUUCCCUCCGCUUCUCCCAACUUCCCCAACAACCACUGCUACUCAGACGGGGCGACUCGUUAUCUUAUGAAGUGGCGCUGGGAUUCAGCCCCUUGGGUGGCCCCAUUAACGUGGCAAUGGAAGCCCCUGUAGGUGUUGUGAUAGAGCCGCCGCUCCUUACCUUUAACGAAGAGAACUGGGAAAAAGCUCAGCGUCUUCAACUCCGCGUUACUUCUUUGUUUCCGGCAGCCCCCAUGGUUGCUGCAAAGACCAUGGCCUCGGGCCACGCUGCAAGCAAAGUUGCUGUCUCCCAUCAUUUUCAAGGAAAAUUAGGGGACCUUCAGAUCCAAGAAAAAGAAGAACUUUUCUUCUGGGUUGCCGAAGAAGGGGCAGGAAAGGUUGUGUGGACGGAGGUGCCUGGAGCCGUCUUAGCGGGGGCUUCCGUAGGGUUGUCCUUCCGUCUGUCUCUGCAGCCCCUCGAAGUUGUAAUAAUUACUUUAAACUGCGGGCCGCUGCUGCAGCAUCUUGGCAGCACCAGCUUAAUCUUGACUCCGCUGCAGUGGCAACGAGGGGCCACGUUUCGCAUGAAGGCCACGGAUGAUGGCGAUAUGACGCAGCCAAGCGGUCUAGAGUCGUGUUUGGUGUCUAUGGAAUCGGGAGACCGCCGCUUUGUCUCGUCUUCAGAGGAAACAGGGGAAUCUUCUGUACAGCUUCUUGUGUACAAGCAGCACUGCGCUGAUGGCACCUACAGGGCCCACUGCCCCUGCCUCCCCGGACAGCAUUGCAGCACAGCUCGCUUCUCUCACUGUCCAGCAGGCACCUACAGGCAAGUGUCUCCUGUGUCUCUGCACAGCAGCGAAUGCGUGACGAUGCGCGAGGCUGUUGCAUGCCCACCGGGGCGCUACAGCCGCGAGGGGGUAUGCGUCGAGUGUCCUGAGGGUCACUUCUGUCCUCUGAAGGGGGUCGAGGAGCCCCAACCCUGUCUCCCCGGGACCUACAGCUUCCCGGGAUCUGCAACGUGCACGCAGUGUCCCGCAGGCAGCUUCUGCCCCACAGCCAAGUUCGCUGACAUGAAGGGAAUGCCUUCUUGCCUACCUUGUCCUAAGAACCACGCCUGCCCAACACCCCUUGAAAAGGUCCCCUGUGAACGGCCGACGCAGUUCGCCCCCAUGGGGCAGCAAUUGUGCAAGCCUUGCCCCAGAGAUUUCGGCUCUAGUGGGGCAUUCUUUGGUAGCUCAGCUCUCCCUCUUGUUACGAAUUCUACAGAAUUUCACUGUAAAGAAGAAGACCCCAAGGCAUGCAAGCCCGGCUAUACUUCUCUGGAAGGCGCAGGAGUCUGCUCAAAAGCGGAGCCGCUGGCCGAGAGCUUGUUGGACUUGCAGAUUCGCGAAAACAACUUUCGCGUGUCGCGUCUCUCCGCUAGCAGGAACUGUAUCUUUGUGACGGCACGUUUCGCAUGUGCAUUUGGUCCUGCAUUUCUAGAUGUGCUUCUGAUUAUGUGCAUGGUUAUGCUCGCUGUCACAAACCGCGUAGCGUUUAGAGUCGAUGGUCGGGGGGAUGUGGUUCCUUCUUGUGCAGCAUCGGUCCGCGUGCAGACCCGAUGUGCCCCGAAGGAACCUACAACCAAGGAACUGGCUGCUCUGGAUAUGGCCCCUUAG
Messenger RNA from Eimeria maxima, 3525 nucleotides. RefSeq lists its product as hypothetical. The coding region runs from base 1 to 3525 and encodes 1174 amino acids. NCBI's taxonomy places the organism in Eukaryota, Apicomplexa, Conoidasida, Eucoccidiorida, Eimeriidae. The transcript is spliced from 14 exons. The record is from RefSeq and is a predicted model, not a curated record.